Molecule: messenger RNA, 846 nt
Organism: Debaryomyces tyrocola
Lineage: Eukaryota; Fungi; Ascomycota; Pichiomycetes; Serinales; Debaryomycetaceae
Source: the annotation of a GenBank genome assembly
AUGUCACAUCCAGCAGCUAGUGUUAAAUCUAUAUUUAGUGGGAAGAUGAAUAUAGAUACGCCUGAUGAGUUAGAGCCGUAUGAAUACUCGAAUAAUAAUAGUUAUGACAAUUUUUCACAGAAUGAUGCCGAAAACGACGAUAUGUCAUCGAAACUUAGUCAGGAAUCCAAUUAUAGUGUCAACUCGAAGAAUUUGAAGGCUUUGGCUAACAUGCAGCCUAAUGGGAAGGCGAACGAAAAUCAAUUUUAUAGCCAAAAUUCGUACACCAAUGUGUCCAUUUUAUCUUCGGGGAGUGACUAUCAGCAGAAUUACGUGAGCUCGAGUGUAAACUCGCCGAAUGUAGAACGAAGUUCUGAAUCAAUUGAAGGAAUGAAUCAUAAUGUGCUUCCCUUUGAAUCAUGUUCCAGGCAAUUAUCCCGCAAUUCUACGACCUCUUGUCUUUCGACGACGGCGACUAAGGACGGGAUCGAGGGUAAGAAGUUGCACAGACAUGGUCCGACGCAGUAUUCGAGCAAUAUUAUUGCGAACAUGAUCCAGAAUUCGAAUCCGUAUCCACCUCCACCUCCAUCACAUCAGAAUAGGCAUAUUUAUACAAAUACAGGGAUGACGAGUCCUCCAUUGAAACCGUAUGGACAAAAGUCAUCGGUGACUAAUUCGCCAAGGGAAGAUAGAGACGGUGUUUCCAUUACUCAAUCUUCGAUUAAGAGUACCAAUGCAGAAGUUGACGGUGAAACGGAAGAUAAAAAGGAUAUUGAUAUUGAGACUUACUCGAACUCUAUUCCUCCUGUGUCUUUAAAGGAAAAGAUUAAUUUGUUGAAUACUGACUCCAUAAACCAUGAUUCAUAA